This is a messenger RNA of Eimeria maxima, 1194 nucleotides long. RefSeq lists its product as hypothetical. Bases 1 to 1194 code for a protein of 397 amino acids. Lineage: Eukaryota; Apicomplexa; Conoidasida; Eucoccidiorida; Eimeriidae. The record is from RefSeq and is a predicted model, not a curated record. The transcript has 5 exons.
AUGCGUGAUGGUGUAGGGGAGAAUCAGAAAAAUUAUAACUGUAAGAACCCUAUGCGUAUAAGAUAUAAUGAGGAAUAUCUAACAAUGUAUCAACAACCAAGACAAAUGAGAAUUAACGCACAAAAAAAACCUCCUGUUCCUUCUUUACCUCCUAAAAAUAAGUAUACUCCUGCUACUUAUCCUCCUGGUUGGACACCCGAUGCCAGUGGUCAACCACAACCAGGACCAAGAGGACCACUGGACCCCUCUCAAGGAGGAUCGUUCCCUUUACCAUCAGGUGCUUGGGCACCUGCACCUGGUCCUUCAUUACCUCAGCAAUAUUUUUAUCCUUGUGAGGCUGAGGGUGACGCAAUGCAAAAAGGAAGUCGUCUUGCAUUAGAACAAAUAAAAUUAGAGAAUAAAAUGGUACAAAGAGAAGUAUUAGUAUUAGUAGAAGAAAUAUGUGGUGGUCCAAUAUGUGAGACAAUGAAGGCAAGAAUGAAGAGAUUACUACAGAAAUUGAGAUCCCUUAUUCUUGCAUUUGAUCCUGCACAUCCAGCUGAUGGUCGGCGUAUGGUGCAACUGUUGGUGAAUUACCAAUUGCCUGGCUAUGAGAUUUGUUUAUUUUUAGGGAAUGUUAUGUCAUUAUAUAGCGAUUUUAUAUCUUUUUUUGCACAAGAUGAUGUCGCUAUAUGGCGACCAUGCAGAGAAGUACAACAAUUCUACUUACAUAUGGCUUUCUCUUUAGAUAGUGUCUUCUUGUUUAAAUUCAUCAUUAACUUCGGAAAACUAUUUGCAGGACCAACAGAUGUAUUCAAAUGGGAAGAACUUCUUUAUGUCCUCAUGGAGCACCGAGAUAGAUUCAGACCCUUCUUUGCUGCUCUUCUUGCCUCUCGCCUAAAGAGUCGUGUGCAAAAGAGGCUCGUAGAAGAAGGAUCGCCACAAGAAAUAAAAAAUAAAUAUCCUCCAGAGCCCGUUAAAUAUCCUUGUGAGGAGAGACUACUAACACAUAAAGUAUUAAGUGAUUAUGGCUCUCUAUUUAGUAAAGAAGAGGCGAAGGAAUUUAACGAAUUACUUAAGAGAUGGAAGUAUGGAGCAGCAAGGCAAGAAACAGAUAUAAGAAGAGCAAAUGCAGCAGCAACAGCAGCAAAUAGAAGCAGCAGCAGAACAAGAACAUUCCCUCCCUCUUCUGCCCCUCAGGUCUUCUGGGCAUAA